UACUCGCACAGCACCCCGCUAGCUAACAGCAGGAUGUGUAAGAACAGGUCAUUCAUUUUGCCUUUUUUUUGAAUAAAAGUGAAAUUACCAUACGAAUUCUUGGUCUGAUGAAAGCUGUCUUUAUUGCUUGCCUUCGCUAACGUCUUGCGGUGCGUGAAAAUUAUUCGGGUACGUUUUUGAAUGGGCAUGCUUGAAAGGAUAUUAUUGUUUACAUGUCGCUCGAGAUCAAGAUAAUGUCACAAAUGAUUAAUUCAUCAGCGAGCCCCACCUGCCAGUUGAAAAACUGACUCAUCUGUACGCUAUUGGCGCCCACAAGACAAAGGUAAUGCUAAAAUCUGUUGUCUGACAAGACACUGAACCACAUGGCUCACUGAGCUACCAGCGAAGCCAAGACGUGAACGAAUUAGAACUCAUCUACAAUUUAUGGUCAUUUUUCGCCGUCAAAAACUAAUUUCGUGCCGCAGUAUUGCAACAAAAGGCUUCCUCUUGAGGUCCAGUACUGAAAUAGUCCUUUUCAGCAACAAAAGGGCUUUCUUCGCCCAUCGGCGCAAGUGAUCCAUCUUGAUGUGUUUACAGCGUCGGUACAAAGAACAAAUGAGAUGCUAAGUCGCUGAAAGAGUUGUACAACAAAGGCACUCAUUGACGAAACCACAACGUACUCAUCAUUUCUAAAACGUAAACAAGAUUUGAAAGAAGCGUCGAGUUGAUACUGUCUGCUGUACGCGUGUAAACCCAAUAUAGAACGUUGUUCUUUGUUCGGGGCCAAGUAAAGAAUUUGGGAAAUAGAUUGAGUCCAAGAUUUGAACUCACACCAAGGGAAUUUCCGUUCGUGUUUUACGUAGGUUGUUAAAGUUAUCGCAACAUUUACGGAGAUCAUUACUUCAUUUUGCUGACAGGUUUGGCGGACAGAACAUCAGUAAAGUUCCAGUGAGGCAUAGAUCGAUGUGAACCGUGUUGAAGGGAACGCGCGAAAGAUUUAUUACAAGCUAAAACGGGUUGCCCAAAGAAGAAGAACAAUGAUUGGCUUAAUUUUCUUAGCCGUGGUAACUUACUUAAACUGCGUGACUUGUCAAGAUGGCUCCUUGCUGAUGAAAGGGAGCAUUGUAAUUGGAGGUCUGGUGCCGAUUCACGACCAUGAUUCUGAGGAUCUUGCUCAAUGCGGAGAUCUAAACGAGAGAGUUGGUAUCCAGCGACUAGAGGCCAUUCUCUUUGCCGUCGACAAAAUAAACAAAAACGAUUCGAUUUUGCGCAAUAUUUCUCUUGGACUCGAGGUCUACGAUACUUGUUCCAGCGAGACAAUAGCGCUCGAUCGGGCCUUGCACUUUGUGAAAGACAGAGUGUCUUCUAAAGAGCAGCAUCCCUCGGGAAAUCCCGUCAUGGCGGGCGUCAUUGGGCCAUCCUUCAGCUCCAUCUCGGUCCAAGUUGCACAUCUGUUCCGCUUGUUUCAGAUUCCACAAGUUAGCUUUGACUCCACGAGUUACGAGCUGAGUGACAAGACCAGGUUCGAGUUCUUCUCACGCACUGUUCCGCACGAUCUGUAUCAAGCCAAAGCGCUCGUUGAUAUCGCCAAGUUAAUGAACUGGACAUACAUCUCGGUUGUGCACAGUGAUGAUUCUUACGGGACGCUUGGCUUUCAAGCGGUGAAGGAGGAAGCAAAGAAAUCAGGUAUAUGCAUUGCAGCAGCCGAGAAAAUUGAACAAUCAACCCCCGCUGGAACGUUUCCAACAAUCAUCGACAAACUCCUUCAGGAACCCGACGCCAAAAGCGUCGUGGUUUUUAGCAGCCAAGAACGGCAAAUCCGAAAUCUACUGCAAGCUGCGAAGGACAGAGGAGCGGCGGGAACAUUUCAGUGGCUUGGGACGGACGCCUGGGGAAACAUGUUGUGGUUGAAAGGAUUAGAAGACGUUGCACUUAACACCAUAACAGUCUUGCCAAAGGCCGCGGAGUUGACUGCUUUUAACGAGCAUUUUUAUCAACUGAAGCCCAAAACAAACGCUCGUAAUCCUUGGUUUCGUGAGUUCUGGGAGCAGCAUUUUAAUUGCUCUCUUAGUGGAGAAAUAAACGGUAAAUGCAGUGGGUUAAACCUCACGUUUACAAACAGCCCGGUUGAUAAUCGUGUCGCCAGCGCCAUGGAUGCGGUGUACGUGUUCGCGCAUGCGCUAGAUGCUAUCUUCAAAAAACAGUGCCCGGCGAGCAAUGUUUGUGAACGCAUGCGUAAUAUCUCGGGGAAAGAGCUUUUGGAACACAUUAGGAAUGUUUCUUUCAUUGGAGCAAGCGGAAAUCACGUUCGUUUCAACGCCGAUGGCGACGUUGAAGGACGUUUUGACGUAUUAAUGUUCACAAAACAGGGGAACAAUUACAAAACGGUUCACAUUGGCGAAUGGGACAAACGAUUAAAACUUCAACCGAGAGCAUUGUCAGUGUUCAAAGGAGUGUCGUCAUCUUGCCAACCUGUUUGUAAGAGCAAAGAAGUUAAAGUGCCUGUGGUCGGAAAAGAAUUUUGCUGUUGGACUUGUAAUCUUUGCAACGGGAAUCACUACAUAGUAAAUAACAGUAUCUGCGAGCAGUGCCCUCUGGGAUACAUACCAACGCCUGACGGACGCGCAUGCACGAAAGUUGACUUAACGUACUUCGGAAAGAACUGGAUGUUUUCUGUACCAGCUGCUUCUCUUGCUGGGCUAGGAGUCAUUGCCACAGUGUUUGUGAUCUCUGUGUUGAUCAAGUUUGACAAGACGCCGUUGGUGAAGGCUUGCGGUCGCGAACUCUCUCACCUUUUGUUAAUUGGCAUACUUAUGGCGUUUAGCACGACAUUUGUCACUGUGCUGAAGCCUCGAGAUGUGACAUGCAUUGCGAGAUUCUUUGGAUACGGUGUCGCCUUCACGAUAUGCUACGCGUCUCUUUUCAUUAAGACGAACAGAAUCUCAAGAAUUUUCAAUCGGAAGAACCUCGCUCGGAGGCCUAUUUUAAUCUUACCAUUUUCGCAGCUUAUCCUUGUGGUAGGUGUGGUCUCGGUACAAAUUCUACUCCUGUUAAUGCUUGUUCUCUUACGCACGCCUCGAGCGAAACUUUAUUACCCGGAAAUCUCCACGGUGUAUCUCGACUGUUCCACUUCAAAUUUGGACUUCGGACUCUCCCAAGUGUACAACUUCCUUCUGAUUUCCAUGUGCACUGUUUACGCGUUCAAAACACGGAAAAUCCCUAGCAAUUUCAACGAGGCGAAGUACAUCGCCUUCGCCAUGUACGCAUCGUGCAUAGUGUGGCUAGCAUUCUUGGCCGUGUAUUACAUGGAAGAAGAUUACAAUCAAAAACCUCUGAUUUUGUGCGUAAGCGUUUCUUUGAUAGCGUUUGUUCUGCUGGGCUGCCUUUACGGACCCAAGGUGUACAUCAUUCUUUUCCGGCCACACAGAAAUGUCCGCAGGCAUGUUAACCCAAGCUUGAGUCUGUCCAGUCUGAGUAAAGAGAAGGGCCAGAAGUCUGCGCAUGCGUACGUUGGAGUGAACGACAAUGCUGGCAACGAGGGAGAAGAGGUCCCCGGCAGUAGUGCCGAGGACGCAGUAGCAAACCAACCUACGUUUUCUGAUUCUAGCGCGCCUGCAUCCGUGUGCCUGGAGGGAAAUGGCCAUCUCAUCAAAAAGCAGGAGAUGGAGAAACUUAUAAAGCAUUUGAAAAAGGAAUUGCUUUCCACGAAGGAAUCCCUGCGCAUGACACAAGACCAGCUACUCAGACGCAUGCAGAACAGCCGCAGUUGGGGAGACCUUAGAGAAACCAGUGUACCGCAAGGAUACGAAAAGUUACAAGGAAAAGACGAAGCUUGUUCAGGGAAGACUUUAAACAAUGGAUCAGCAAAGACGCCGAAAGCAUCCUAUGACGACGAAAAACAAAGAGAAAAUUCAGCUCAAAAAGCAACUGACACCAAACAGACGAAAAGACAGAGGUUGCGGCAGCGAAGUGGAAAGACGUCUCCAUCACAGCAGAGGCUAUUAAUGUCUAUUCCGCAGAGUGACGUCAGAGACGAAAACGGCAAGCACAGACAUUUUGGGGGUGAGGCUGCUGAUUACAAAGUUGCGGGUUGCGAAAUUGGUAGCAGGGAACAAGGUGUUAAGGGAAUGAAAGCUGGCCAAGAAGUCGAGAGGGAAAAGUUGAACUACACAGAUAAAAGACUAACAAAUGAGAGAUACGUUGAAUGGAGGCGGUUAGGUGAAAAUGCAGUUCGAAGAAAAAGCUUUGACGAGUCUUUAAGGACAAGAGAAAGACUGUGUCAAUCCGAGGUUGACAUAAAUGUUAUAUCAACCGAUCAAGACUUGUUGGAAGAGGAGGCGUUUAGGAGAAAUGAUAAAAUACAAAGUGAAGAAGAGAAAUUUAGGACGGACACAAAAAAUAAUUGUGAAACGUGUCAAGGACUUUUGAGUGACGACAAACACAACAGAGUUAUAUGCACCGCUUUAUGACAAAUUGCAAUGGGGGAGAAAACAAGUAAUAUCAGUAUAGGUGCUAUAUAAAUUGACGGUCAUUGAGAAAUUUAAUUUCUCCUUGGGAAACUGGAAAAUUCUAACGCGUUGACGGUGAGCCUUUGCCUGACACAAAAUAACUUGAAAUAAGUGAAAUGAUAAUUGAAAGAGAAGCUGUAACCGAAAUUGAAAACGUGAUCCUCUCUUUCAAGACGAAAAACUAUUGCGACUCUUGUAGUAUCAAUUUUUUAACGCCGGGUUAUGCAUUACAAAGAGGAAGCCACCAGGUCAAACUGCUUUGUCGUAAAACCCGUCUCUAUCAGAUCUAGCGCUUUGGGUACCAAGUUCAAGCUUACGGGUUUUCAGAGACUGAUCACAACCAGCAAAGAGUCUGGGUAAGAGUGUACCUCCCAUUAACGCAUGCGCUUUUUUAGAGCGGUUUUUAAUUGAUUGUCGAAAGUAAUUAGGCAAUUAAUUUGGUUUUGGUUUUACGCCGGUUUAAAAUUGGCUAAGUAGUUUAAUUGGUAAGUAAUUGGUUUGGUUUUGGUUUUACGACACUCAAUUGAAAAACGCUCUUAGCUAGCUGCAAGACUAAUUAAAGCUGAAUUUUGUGCCAAACACGUCAAUUCAUGGCUUUUUCCACGCGUUAAGUAAAUUAGGUGGGAAGCAGUGCGGUGAAUGGCCACGUUUCGAAACUAACCCGCGAGCCCCUGGAAGAGGCUAAUAAUAACAGAAUAACAUAUAAAAGACAUAAAAAUAUAUAAAUAGGCGAAGAAAUGAAUGAGUGAGCGAUCGAUCUAACGAAAGAAUGAAGUGGAGUAAAUGAAUAGAAGAAUUAAAUUGAUAGAGUUUUAACUAGGAACACUGACUGAGAAAUUUAUUAAAACUUCAUUGAAAAUGUCUA
Messenger RNA from Orbicella faveolata, 5352 nucleotides. RefSeq names its product metabotropic glutamate receptor 3-like. NCBI's taxonomy places the organism in Eukaryota, Metazoa, Cnidaria, Anthozoa, Scleractinia, Merulinidae. Gene Ontology annotation, biological process: G protein-coupled receptor signaling pathway. Gene Ontology annotation, molecular function: G protein-coupled receptor activity. Gene Ontology annotation, cellular component: membrane. The record is from RefSeq and is a predicted model, not a curated record.